Naegleria fowleri is the source of this 1965-nucleotide messenger RNA. RefSeq lists its product as uncharacterized. The transcript has a single exon. The record is from RefSeq and is a predicted model, not a curated record. Bases 1 to 1965 code for a protein of 654 amino acids. NCBI's taxonomy places the organism in Eukaryota, Heterolobosea, Eutetramitea, Acrasida, Naegleriidae.
AUGAACAGCAAAUCAUCGGAAAAUCGAGUAGGAACAACGAAUAACAUAGAUGAUUCGGAUUCCAUUAAUAUUGCCUCUCCUCCAUCCAAUUUCGACCAUCAUCAAACAUCCUCCUCAACUCCCUCAGAGCAACCACCGUCAGGAUUGGAAAACAACAGCGUUGAAAGAUCAGAAAUUGAAGAUAUCACAAUUUCAACAACACAACCAACCACACCUAACGACAACAGUCAUAUGAAGGAUGAAAGUGCCAAUCCAUCCACUCUGGCAAUCAAACCUCUCAAUCCCUUAAUUCCAACUCUUGUCACCUCUCCCAUCGCCGUAACACCCUCGACCUCAAAACUAAUUCAACUUUCCCCUAGAGCUCAAUAUCUUCCUCAUAACAUGCAUCUCAAUAUUGAUAACUUGUUAAUUCAUCAUGGCUCUGAGCGACUUGCAUCUCCUUCUCGAGCACUUGUAAAUAACAUUAUACACCAUCUCUCCCCACACCAUCUUUCACCUCGAUACCAAGCUGUUGUCUCUACAGAAGAUGAAGAUAGCAGCAACACAAUGAAUGAAGAAGAUGACGAUGAUGAUGAGGAAUUGAAUAUAUUGAUCGAUAAUUCGACUCAUCAACCAGUACUCUUGGAACCCUCUAAAUCUAAAUCUCCGCCUCCCACGCAUAGUUUCCGAAAAACAAGUCCUUCCUUAAAAAAGAGUGGCUAUUCGGGAUCACUUACUGAUGACGAUGAAGAAGAUGAUGACGAAGAGGAGUUGGAAGAAAACAUUGAAUCGAGUGAAGAGGAUGACGAAGUACAGAUUGACAUCAACAGCCCACCAGAAGAGGAUCAAGUGGAGGGAUUUAACAUGUCAAAUGAGGACCUUUUGGAUGAAUUACAUCGUUCGAAUGCUCGACUUGCUUAUGCAGAGUCAAAGGACUCUGAGGACGAAGAUGAUAAUCAAAGCCUUAUGAAUUUUGGAGAAACAAAUCGAAAUAGCAGAAGAAGAGGCUCAACAAGUCCUUUAAUUGUGAAGUCGGCAUCAUCAAGUAAGGAAAAAACCUUACAAACUCCAACAAUGACAAGAGACAAUAAUAAGAACCAAUAUCGGUUGUACAAUUCCUUGCAAAGUCACACAAAACUGACAUUUUCUUCAAUAGAAGAAGAAGCAAAAUAUUACAAACUAAAAUAUUUAGAGAUCUCUCGAGAUUUGCAAACGAUAAGCGAGAACUAUGAAAAAUAUCAAAAAAGAAGUGAAGAAUUGGAGCAAGAAUACGAUGCAGAACUGGAAAGAUAUGAAAGCCUUCUUCAAAAGAGUGACUUGAAAAUUAACGUUUUACUUGAACAAAUCAAGCAAUUGAAAGAGGAAAUUGAGGAAAAAAACACUACUCAUUCCUUAGAAAUGAAAAAAAUGGUUCGUGAGCUUAAACGGUCUAAUGAAUCUGAAAAAUUUAGUCUUGAUCUCAUAAAAGACAUUGAAUCAAGUAAUGGGGUGUUAGAGCAAAAGAUGUCAAUGAUUCAGAAGGAAUAUGAACGAAGGUUAAAAGAGGAAGUAAACAAGCAGCGGGAACUGCAACUUUCGCUCGACGAGAUGAAGCUUACAGCUGCUGAAACCAUUGAAAAGCUUAAAAGUGAAAACAGCAAGCUUGAGAAUGACUUGUCACAUCUUCGAAAGGCAUUGGAAAGUGCAAGUCAAAGCUCCCAAGAAAUUGCAAGGUUGAACUGUGAAAACGACAGACUUUCCAAAUUGGCGGAAGAAAAGGAAAUGGAGUUGUCCAAGUUGAAAUCACUUCAAGAAAAGAAAAAGAUGCUUUUCAAGAGAGCUCGUGAAUCUAAAUCAAUUCCAAUAACACAACCAACGAAAAACGAGGAAAAGUGGAGUGCUAUUCUGAAUACAUGCAAGUCGCUGUCUGAAGGAAUAAGUGCUUGUCAACAUGUCAUUCAAAAUGUGUCAACGAGCUUGGAAAUAAGUUCCUCAAUCGUAGAAUAA